Aegilops tauschii subsp. strangulata is the source of this 1495-nucleotide messenger RNA. Lineage: Eukaryota; Viridiplantae; Streptophyta; Magnoliopsida; Poales; Poaceae. The record is from RefSeq and is a predicted model, not a curated record.
CAGUCCAAACCCUAGUUUCUAGGAGAGCUGUCCCAUCCUCCAAAUCCCUCCGCCGCCGCCGCCAGUUUGUCCCUCCUCGAUUUCUUCCCUGCCCUCCACCUGCCCAACCAGCCACAUCCUCAUCGGGAUCCCUCCCGAUCCGCCCAACCAGAUCAGCCGCCUUGCGGCGCCCUCGCCCUCGAGCUCCAACGGGAUCCGCGCGCCCUGGAUCGCCUGCUUCGAGCACCUCCUGGAGCUUGACCAUGCGCGCCCUCAAGCCCCUGCCCGACCACGAGAUAAGCCCCGCUGCCCUUCUCCUCCUCCUGUGGUUUCUCUGCCUUCCUCGUCCUCCUCCCUCUGUUGUCUCUCCUAGCCACUCACCCUCUCCUGUUCCUCUCUCUCAGGAGACGCCAUAGGCGCCCCUUGGUGCUUCGCGUCGCGCCCGGCCAUCAUCCUCAAAGCCGGCGAGUUCCCCUUGCAUCACCGUCGCCCGUACGGGACCUCGUCUGCCUCCCCUGCAUCACGCCUCAUCGCCGGGAGCUCUCGCCAAGUCCGCCUUCCGUCGACCACAGCCCAGCCACUCCCAGUCCACAUGGCCUCCCGUCCCACGCCGGACCUCGUCGUCGCGCGUCCCCGUCUCUCUCUCAUCUCUAAUCCCUCGUCGUCGUCUCCGUGCAGAAAAAACUCGUCGCCGACCUUUCCUGGCUCGGCCAAGUGGGGAUUCGGCGCCUCGCCGCCCGGAUCCAGCCGUCUACGCGUCGUCCGCGCCACCAACCCUGCCUCGCUCGCGCCCGGGUCCAGCCGCUGCUGCCCUCCCGACCUCCGCCUGUCCCACGAUCCUGCUGAAGCCGCGCUAAGUUUUGUGGCUGCUCUGCCUCGCUGCGUGCAGCUGAUCCAGUGGCGCCCCAGUGCCUCGUUCGCCCCUGUCAGCGCCCGCGUGUGCGCAAGGCUAGGGGCGCCCAGCUCCUUCUGCUUACCCAGACAGCCAAGGGCCAGCAUCGCCAUGGCCGCCGGCCUCUGUUUUUCCCGCUAUCAGCUAGCCUACUGGUUGUUCCCUCGAAGACACAUCAGGAGGUCCUGGGUUCGAGUCCCGGACGGCCCUGUUUCUUUUAUUUUGCCAAACACUCACUCAACUACUUGGGCCAAAUCCUCCUGGGCUGCUGCGGUAUGCUGCAAUCCGACCUGUGCGUGUUUUUUCCCUGUUCCAGCGAAUUUAGCAUCAUUCCAGAGAUUUUCUGUUUUGCAGAGAAGUCCCUCUAGAUCAUGCAUUUAGUAACUCACAAAUGGUGCAUUGGAUCAAAAUGAUUUAAAUAUGUAAAAUGCUUAUAAUUUCCUCUAGUUUCAUAAUAUGCUGCUUUCAUGCAUGUUUAAAAUGUUUAAAUUGAUAUUUGUUUAAAUUUGCUCAAAUGCCAUGUUAAAAUGAUUUAUUUCAUAACUAAAUAACCGUAGCUCCAAAUUUAAUAAACUUUAUAUGUAAAUGGGGUGGAAAAAUGCCUAGUUUAACAUGGUGGCAUUA